Galleria mellonella (greater wax moth) is the source of this 3218-nucleotide messenger RNA. RefSeq names its product protein vestigial (gene vg). Gene Ontology annotation, biological process: regulation of transcription by RNA polymerase II. NCBI's taxonomy places the organism in Eukaryota, Metazoa, Arthropoda, Insecta, Lepidoptera, Pyralidae. Gene Ontology annotation, cellular component: nucleus. The record is from RefSeq and is a predicted model, not a curated record. The transcript is spliced from 8 exons. The coding region runs from base 514 to 1470 and encodes 318 amino acids.
AGUGUGGCGCGCGCGCCGCUGUGAUCGUGUCCGUAGUGCGUGCAGCGUGGCGAGCGGCCCAGUGAGCGAGCGAGCCGCGCGGUCGCGAGUGCUGUGCCGAGCUGUGUCCGCGUCCGCGUCCGCGCCCGUGGCCCCCGCCUGUGAUAGUGCUGUGCCUUAGCAGUGACGUGCUUUACUACUCUCAUUUACAACUGUUUGUUGUGUGACCACACCUGGCCAAAUAUCAGUGCUCUCUUGGAUUAAUUCUCAUAUCGUUACCAAGGAGAGCCACCCUACGUUACUGGCUUGCGCCGGCGGAGUAUUAGUAAGAUCGCACGGUAACCGCCGGCGCAGCGCGGUGACUGGGCGGUACCGCGCGGCGGCGGCGGCGGUGCGGUGCGGUGCGGUGCGGUGCGGUGCGGUGCGGUGCGGUGCGGUGCGGUGCGGUGCGGUGCGGUGCGGUGCGGUGCUGUGUAGCGCGGCGAGCGUGCGGCGGCGCGGCGGCAUGGGGCGCGCGCGCGGCCCGCCGGCGGCAUGGCGGUGAGCUGCCCCGAGGUGAUGUACGGCGCGUACUACCCCUACCUGUACGGGCGCGGUGCUGCGCGCUCCUUCCACCACGCGCCGCACUUUCAAUAUGAUCGGUUUAACGUGCAAAGCGGGGCAAGCAAUCCGGGUAGUGAGGCGUAUAGCGGCGGCGGCGGCGCGGGCGGCGCGCUCAGCUCGGGCUCGGCGUCGUCGGGCGCGCAGUCGCCGGGCUCGCCGCCGCACGCGCACCACGCGCCGCUCGCGCCGCGCCUGCGCACCAAGGAGGAGGACCUGUCCACGCACGGCCGCGCCAGCGCUGACGGCGGCGGCUCGUCCGAGUCCGAGGGCGAAUGUGGCGGAAGCGGCGGGCGGGCGCGCGCGCAGUAUGUCAGCGCUAACUGCGUCGUGUUCACGCAUUAUUCUGGCGACGUGGCCGCUGUCGUCGACGAGCAUUUCACCAGGGCGCUGUCUAUUGACAAGCCCAAAGAAAGCGUGCCCAUGGUGUCUCGCAACCUGCCGGCGUCGUUUUUCAACGCGGCGGCGGCGGCGGGCGUGGCGGCCGCCGGCGGCGCCUGCGCCGGCGUCGACAUCUACGAUUACGACCCUUGGCAUCAACACUACACUGGGUACGGGCACGCGGCGCACAGGCACGCGGCGGAGUACCACGCGGCGGCGCAGGCGCACCACAACAUGGCGGCGGCCGGCUACGGCGUGGGCGGGCUGCUGCUGGGCCGCGGCUCGCUGCACCACCAGUACAAGCCGGUGGACUGGCCGCACGCGCACGCGCAGCACCACGCGCCGCACCACCUCGACCCCGCGCACCCCGCGCACCCCGCGCACCCCGCGCACCCCGCGCACGCCGCGCACGCCGCGCACCCCGCCGCCUGCUCGCCCUACUCCUACCCCGCCGUGCCCGGUCUGGAGGCGCAGGUGCAGGACACGUCCAAGGACCUAUAUUGGUUUUGAGGAGAGCGCGACGCUGGCGGCCGCGCGUGCUCGCGCGUGCUGACCGCGGCUGCGUGCUCCUACCGAUACCAUACUACUUAGGUAAACGACGGCUGUAAAGAAAGACAUUGUAUAGUUGUAGUCCUCGUAGCAAUCUAGCGACCUACUUACAUAUAGAGACAUAUAGUUUGUAUAGAAUCUGUGCAAGGCCACGCCUCGCGGGCCAGUGUCCCGGGAGCCGGUCCCGGGGACCGGCUGCGACCUCGGUGCCCGGUACGGGAUUCAAUCUCAUGUUAAGAGUAUUAUUAAAAUUUGAGUUACGAUAGAGUUUUGUUUGGAGCGAUGUGUCCACCCGGGACGGCGCGGCGGUCCCGGCGCGGCGUGUCUGCUCCACGUAGCGUAGGCGACCGAUAGCUGUUGUGUAUAUACGAAUUAAGUUCAGUUAUAGGUAAUAUUUAUCUAAAUGGUGUAUAGUGACAUGUAUUCACGUAGGUGCUUUGCGCUAAAAAAAAGUUUAAAAAGUAACAAACACAAAUAAUUGAACAAUUGUUGUACAUUUCUGUAUAUGUAGAUAUUACAACAUUAAGUACCAGUGAUUGUUCACAUGAAAUAUGUAUAUGGAAGCUGUACAUAAUGUCAUACUCCGCGAGCUCAGCAAUAGGUACUAGCGGAGUGCACAGUUUACGGUCGACUACCGAUUAUGUCCGUAUAGUUCUACGAUAUAGUUCUAUCACACUACAAGCAUUAGAACGAAACGGACUUGUUGUCCGUUCAGCUCUAGAUACUAUUUGCAGUAUGAUUUUAACAGAAAUAAACGAUUAAAAAGUUUAUUUUUGUGUGUUUUGUUCUAUUUUACAUUUAUAAAAAUAAAUUUAGUUCUAGAUUUUAAUAAAAUUAUAUCGUCAAUAAAGUUAAAAUGCAAAACAGACAAAAGUAUGUAUAACAUAUGUAUAUAUACAUGUAUAUCCAUCACGCUUGUCUCUUAUUGGGAUAGGCAGAAACAAUAUUAAUUUUUUUCAGUUCUCCAAAUUUCCAGACCAACGCAACGUUCUCUUUUCAAUUUUAAUUACUACAUAGUCUUUUAGUCCACACUUCUCUCUAAUCGUACGAUGACUCAUUCUCUUUUAAUGCAAUAUAAAUUUGCGAUUCCAACUGCUUUGGCAUCUGCCAUACUCCUACUCUUCAAACUGAAACAGUCAUGUAAACACAACUGCAUUGCGACAAAAACACGAGUGAGAUAGUGGUGUGGAUGCAGACAACUUGUGUACAGUCUCCCGCUGGUUCCUGGCCAACUGUACGUUAUAGUACUGAGCAUGUUCACCUUAAUCUUCAGUCAAAUAACCUAUUAUCAUUAUUGCUACUACAAUGCGCAAUUAUAGCGCCGUCUUUAUUAAUACGAUUUUUAUAAUAUUUAUACUUCUCAUGUAAAAUAUCUAUUUCCAUUUGUCUACAAUAAUAUUUAUGGCAAACGUAUUUAUUUCUUCAUUGAAACUAUAUACAUGUCAAUUUUUGGAACAGUUAAAAGUUUCUUACCUUGUUAUAAAUAAAAAUAGCGGAACUAAAUCGUUGAACAAUCUCGGUUCAAAUUAAUUAAUUUCCCUUCCGUUCUUUCUUAGUAAUCGAAUAAGCUUUUUCAGUUUUGUUCUACUAGUAGAACUAAAUCGUAGAACAAUACGGAUAUAGUGCGACGACCGACCGUUGUCAUUAUAAAUAACAUGUCCCUUGCAAUGAAAAUUAUAUGUGAGAAUAUAAUAAAUAAAGUUAAGGAA